Messenger RNA from Erythranthe guttata (spotted monkey flower), 921 nucleotides. Its product is annotated as ethylene-responsive transcription factor ERF061. The record is from RefSeq and is a predicted model, not a curated record. Gene Ontology annotation, biological process: regulation of DNA-templated transcription. NCBI's taxonomy places the organism in Eukaryota, Viridiplantae, Streptophyta, Magnoliopsida, Lamiales, Phrymaceae. Gene Ontology annotation, molecular function: DNA-binding transcription factor activity; DNA binding.
UUUUUUUUGGUUUAAAUGACAACAACCCAAGAAAGCAUACCUGCAGCUUCUAAUAUUGGGCUGUGUCUGUCACAACUAAUUCUCAGCGGCAAUUACACAAACACCUUGGACUCAAUCUUUUCCCACCACUGUCAGCAGCAAUCCGACCCUGGUUUUCAGCCGCCGGGAUCGUCGUCGGUGUACCUCAGGCAGAGGGAUUUGGUGAACGGAUUCAGCCGCGCAAGCCCAUUGAUUUCGAGAGAUUUGAGACCGAGCAAGAUGUACAGAGGUGUGAGGCAGAGGCAGUGGGGCAAAUGGGUGGCGGAGAUAAGGCUGCCGCAGAACAGAGUCAGGGUGUGGCUCGGAACUUACGACACGGCGGAAGCGGCUGCUUACGCCUACGACAGGGCGGCGUACAAGCUCCGCGGCGAGUACGCCCGCCUCAAUUUUCCGAACUUGAGCGACCCGGCCCGGUUGGGGAUCGGCGACGGGGCCCGGAUCGAGAAGUUGAGGAAAGCCGUGGAUGCGAAGAUUGAGUCCGUGUUGCAGAAGGUGAAGAGGGAGAAGAAAGCGCGAAGAACAGCAAAAAAAUCGGAUGGUGGUAGCAGUAAAAUUACUGAUUCGAAGAGCGUGGUUGGAAGUGAAAUCGAGGGGGGGAAAGCUGAUUCUUCGGCGGCGAAUGCUGAGAGCUGGAGAGGCGGCGAUUCGCCGGCGGGGUCGGCGUCGUACGAGUGGUGUGGUGCGGUGGCGCAGGCGGGGGAAUUGGAGAGUGAGGGGUGGUCGCUUGCUCGGCUGCCGUCGUACGAUGCGGAAUUAAUAUGGCAAGUUCUUGCCAAUUAAUUAAUUAAUUAAUUAAUCAUCAUUUUCUGCGUUUUUGUAGGGGACUGUUUGGAUUCUUGAUCCAUAGAGAAUGUUUUAGGGAACUCUAAUAUAAAAUUAAUA